Messenger RNA from Aureobasidium uvarum, 2265 nucleotides. The record is from the annotation of a GenBank genome assembly. Lineage: Eukaryota; Fungi; Ascomycota; Dothideomycetes; Dothideales; Saccotheciaceae.
AUGUCCAUGUCCAACUUUUCGCAAGACACCAACUUUGAUUCUGUCACUGCUGUCGCCAUGAGAAUCCGGUUGCAGGUGCUCAGGCAUCAACUGCCGCCGACCAAGGUCUUGUGGAAGGUCGACAGUGCCACGACCACCGCUGAGCUCCUUACGCAGAUCAGCGACUUCUUUCCUCUUGAAGCCGAAGGUUGGGGUCUGGAGGAUUACGCUGUCCACCUUGGUGGCUAUGAGUUGCUGCACUUUCAGCAGUUGGGCGACAUUCUGAAGGAAGACGAUGAGGUCGUCAUCCAACCACUGCAAACCAACGACAUUCGCGCCAGAAACCUCUCGGGCAGACACCAGAUCUCAAGAGACGGCAGACAUCUCGUAGACGGCAUCGCAUUCGGAAGACCUCUACUACGCGCACCCGCCCACGCUCCCAUUCACAUCCCUCCUCGCAAACGCGCCAGGCUCGACCCAUCCCUAGAAGAGUCGGACGCCGCUCUACAAUUGGGCGACUUCGGUCCAUCUCCUUCCGAUCCAGAACCCCGUACACGAACCAAGACUCAGAAGCAUGUCACUUUCAGCCCUGAAUUCCUGCAAGCCGACUACGAGGACAAUGGCGACAUGAUCUUCGACGACUACGAUGAUGAAGACGAUGAGCUCUAUGAUCCUUCCGAUGACGGCUUUGAUUAUAUGGUUCCCGGAGAAGAGAUGGGACUGCUCGAAGAUGGUCGAGCCUCGGUGUCUAGCUCGGACGAAUCAUCCAGCGAUAGCGAUAGCGACAGCGACGACGACGACAGUUCUGACUCUGACGACAAUGACAAGAGUGGCAGUGAUAGUGACGCUCCCUCGGAAGAGCCUAUCAACAAGAACAGCAGCUCCAUCGAAGCACUCUCAAGACUCAAGACGGCCGCUCCACCCGCGAAACAGGCACCAUCCACGAAACAAGCUCCCCCUAGUGAUGGUAAGCAGCGAACUCGUGCUAGGAACCGACGCCGCCGUGAUGCAAAGAAACUCACCUGGCUCAAGUCUAAGGGCCUUCUGCCUGCAGGCGCCACGCGUCAGGAUCUCAAGAAAUGGAGAGAGGAGAACGAAACAAGCCGUGUCUCUGCUUCGGAAUCUGAUUCAGACGACGAGUCUUCCAGCUCAGAUUCCAGGUCCAGCUCCGACUCAGACUCAGACUCUGAAUCUGAGACUGAACAAACAAAGAGAGAGGCCCUCCUGGCUGCCUUGCAAUCUGGUGGUAUCGACGUCAACAACGAUCUGUCAGCUCCCUCAGAAGACGCCGUCAUGAGCGAUGCUGGCCCCAGCAUGAUGUCUGCAACCACAACCAGCACCACUCCGCAGCCAGAAGCCCGUAGAGCCAGGCUUGAUCUUGCGAGUUCCAAUCGUCUUCUCUUCAACUCCCUGGGUGUCCGCGCGCCCAAGAAUGACGCCGACAGACAACGCCUGCAAGCCAAACUCGCUGCUCAAACCACACGCAAGCCAGUCACAAAACCUACGACCGCUGCCGCUUCUGUUGAACAACAAGAAGAGGAAGGUCCUGCCGAUGUUGACGCCUGGAAGUCCAAAAUUUCCCUCUCUGCUGUCGAAUGUGCACCAGGAUCAGAAGAGUAUUACUAUUCGACUCCGCCCUUCCCAUUCUACCAGCGUUGGGACCCUAGUCAACAUACCAAGAAGCGCAAACGCGGCUCCCAGGCCUUCGAUUCCUCCAAGCUACAACGCACUGAGGAAGAGCUCGACAACAGCUAUAGCGAAUACUACAAUGAAGGCGCCGAUGGUGAUGCUCUUAAUUACGGCGACGAUGAAGACGAAACUGCUGGUGCAGCGCAGGAAGCUGAUCAGGAAGCCGCUACCGCGCAACUCCUGGCAGAGUCGUCGGACGCCGCCGACUUGCCACCUCUACCAUCCGAUCUUUCCACCUUGCCCCUCUUGACAACAGAAACCACACUUCCCGGCGCCAUCAUCACCUUCACGCAAUUCGAAGUCUCGGCCGCUACCAACUGGGCACCUGCCAUGUCUCCUGUGCGCACUGCUUCCAUCCAACACAUUUCCGAUGAUAAGAGCUUGGGAUUGCAGUUAGCCAAGCGCGAUAUUCCCGGUCGUAAAUAUGACAAUCAAGGUCGCAGACUCUUUGACAAGUUUGAAAUGAUCACUGGUGAUGAAGAGGACGAUGAUGCCGAUGAUGGCUUCUUGGAGGUUGAGCUGGGUGAGUUGAUCGAUCCCAGACUACUUCAGGCUGCUGGUGCUGUUGAGAAUGGUGCUGAGAAUGAGGAGAAGUAG